Messenger RNA from Cannabis sativa, 1025 nucleotides. Its product is annotated as protein LEAD-SENSITIVE 1. NCBI's taxonomy places the organism in Eukaryota, Viridiplantae, Streptophyta, Magnoliopsida, Rosales, Cannabaceae. The coding region runs from base 137 to 838 and encodes 233 amino acids. The transcript is spliced from 2 exons. The record is from RefSeq and is a predicted model, not a curated record.
CUAACCGGCCCUUCUCCAUAUUAAUCACAAGAGAGUUGUUUUGAGUUAAAGAGAAAAAUAGAGUAUUCUCAGUCUCUUAUCUUCUCUCAAACACCUUCUUCACUUUUUCAUCAAGAGCUAGCUAUAUAGCAACAUAAUGGGGUUACUUUCAAACAUGAUUAAACAAAGUCAGCUCAAAGAAGGGGAUCACAUUUACUGCUACAGGAGAGCUCACACCUACUCUCAUCAUGGAAUAUACAUGGGAGAUGACCGAGUUAUCCAUUUCACAAGAACAAAAACAAAGAAAGUGAGCCUAAUACGCACCGUUUUCGGAAGACAACCCUGUGAAAAAUGUGGGUAUAACCCAAAUGAGGAGAAUGGAGUAGUGCAGACCUGUUUGACGUGUUUCCUUAAACACCACAGGCUAUUUCGAUUUGAAUACAAUGCUGGUUUCAGCGAACGUAUCCUCAAAAAGUCUGGGACUUGCAGUGCUGUUUCUUCAGACAUGGCUAAGAAGGUGACUGAACGAGCCAAGGAUAUGCUUAACAGUGAUAAUCAGUUUGGAGAGUAUCAUUUGAUUGAUAAUAACUGCGAAUGCUUUGCUUUCUACUGCACCACUGGGCUUCGUAGGACCAUGCAAGGAAAUGCAUUCAAAGAUGCAAUUGAGUCUGUUUAUAAAACUCUUAUGAGUGGAGAACACCAUUCUCUCAAAGACAUUUCUGAAUCUCUUUUAAGAGGUUUCAUUGAGAAAAAGAUCCGCAGGGUCAUAGAUGAGCGUGAUCGCCCUAGAUCUGAGAUAACUAAUAAUGAUGAUGAUCAUGAUGAUGAUGAUGGGUCAGACCAAGAUCGAUCGGAUUAGAUCUACACCACUACGUACUGUUUAUUUAUUUAUUUAUUUAUUUAUUUAUUUUUUCUAGUUUUAUAUUUCGGUCAAUUCUUUGGAGUAUAUUAUUCUCUACACUGUAUGAAUGUUAGGGUGUUUUUUUAAGUACUCUCAUAAUCUUUGUUAAUUAAAAAAUCUUAAUAUAAAAAGUGUAUUUAAUAAA